Molecule: messenger RNA, 783 nt
Organism: Terrapene triunguis (Three-toed box turtle)
Lineage: Eukaryota; Metazoa; Chordata; Testudines; Emydidae
Product: ubiquitin carboxyl-terminal hydrolase 19-like
Exons: 3
Biological process (GO): protein deubiquitination
Molecular function (GO): cysteine-type deubiquitinase activity
Source: RefSeq, a predicted model, not a curated record
GAGUCUGGACUUGAGCAAGUUCUGCAUUGGGCAGAAGGAGGAGCAGCAGCAGCCCAUGUACGACCUGUAUGCGGUAAUCAAUCACUACGGCGGGAUGAUUGGCGGGCACUACACGGCCUACGCCCGGCUGCCCAGCGACAAGAACAGCCAGCGCAGCGACGUGGGCUGGCGGCUCUUCGACGACAGCACGGUGACCACCGUGGACGAGAGCCAGGUGGUGACGAGAUACGCGUACGUCCUCUUCUACCGCCGGCGGAACUCUCCCGUGGAGAGACCCCCGCAGGGGCGCCCCCCGGAGCACCGGCCAGACAUGGCCGCCGCCGCCGAGCCGCCCGCCAGCCAGGCUUCUCUGAUCUGGCAGGAACUGGAGGCCGAAGAGGAGCCCGAGGCUGGCAGGAGGCAUGCCAGGACUCCCUGCCGGCGCCGCGGCCAGACGGCGAGCCAGGCCGCCCGGCAGCACCCUGACGAAGGCUGCCUCCGCUACGUUGUGCUGGGCACCAUGGCCGCCAUUAUGGCACUCUUCCUCAAUGUCUUCUACCCCCUCGUCUCCCAGAGCCGCUGGAGAUAGGCGCUGGCAGGGCAGCGGCUAGCCCAGCCCUGCACGGUUCCAGCCGCCCUGGUGAGGGCUGCUCUGUGCCCAGGGCAUUGGGACACCUCGCCAGGGAGGUGCUGGAGUGACCAGGCCUGCUCGCGACCAUGGAGCCCUCGCCGGGCAGCCUUCCUUGCAGGAUCCCGCUCUGCAGCAUGCUCGGCCCGGCUCCUGGGGAGCGGGGACUCUCCAGG